This is a messenger RNA of Helianthus annuus (common sunflower), 2091 nucleotides long. RefSeq names its product protein ROOT PRIMORDIUM DEFECTIVE 1. The record is from RefSeq and is a predicted model, not a curated record. The coding region runs from base 529 to 1869 and encodes 446 amino acids. Lineage: Eukaryota; Viridiplantae; Streptophyta; Magnoliopsida; Asterales; Asteraceae. Gene Ontology annotation, molecular function: RNA binding. The transcript is spliced from 2 exons.
AUUUGCCCUGUGAUGAACCAUAAACCUAUCUGAACUGGACCAGUAAGCCUCAAAAUUGUUGGACCUAGACCAAUGAUCGGUCAGAAAACCAACAACUUCCAAGUUUGCUGCUACAAUCCCAGUAUAUACGCCCCCACUUCUGCAAUUGAAAGCAUAAUACAACUGUUUCAACUUUCUUCGAUUUUGAACAUGUACGAUUAAGGUGAAUUCUUUUGGAUUUUCAACUCACAAUGUUCUUCGUUUAAACUUGUGAUCAUCAUGGGGCUGAAUUCAAUAAAUUAUGACUUGUGUUUAAUAUAUGCAUGCCACCUGCUCGAUGAAAUGCCUUUUGAUCAUGUCCGAACAAGGUAUUAAUACAACUUUGUCAUCUUUGUUCCUUCAUCUGUGGAAUAUUCGCUUCAUCUGUGAUCUUCAGCUGUCUCCCGCUUGACGUACUCUUUAAGAACACCGAUAUCAGAAGGAUCUCCCAAAAUUGCACUUCAGAGUUCCAAAUUUUGGUGCACACAAAACCCUAAACCCAUUAAAGACAUGACAAGAAUUUUACAGCGACUCAUAUACGAAACCCAGUUAACAAAUCAUCUAGUUCGCCUCCAAUUUGGACCUUUUAACUCCACCACGCAACGACGAUGGAAGAAACCAACUGUUACUGCACAAACCCGUUUGGAGGAUCGAACCAGGGACCUGAAGCUCGAUAACCUCAUGACCAAGCUACACAAGCUCAAGUUAAUCCUAAGCCUCCAUGACCUCAUGUCCACUCGACGCAGAGGACCCUUUGUUUCUGUACAAAUCAUGUCUCGUUGGAGCAACAUUGUUGGUCUCAAUGUACCAAUUGGUGGGUUCCUUAGAAAAUACCGCCAUGUGUUCAACGUAUUUCCUCACCCAGUUCAACGAAACAUUUGUUGUAAAUUAACUUCCAAGAUGACCCUCUUGCUUCAAGAAGAAAGUAACGUGAUAAAAGAUAUGGAAUUAGAUAAUGUGAAAAGGAUAAAGAAGCUUCUAAUGAUCUCCGUUACUGGUUUUCUGCAUAUCCAUGCUUUGAGGUUAAUCAAACGGGAAUUGGGUUUACCGGAUGAUUUUCGCGAAUCGAUUCUCGCAAAGUAUGAUGAUUUUGAACUGGUUGAUCUAGAGAUAGUAAGAUUGGUUGAUAAAGAUGAUAUCGAUGGAGAUUUGAAGGUAGCUGAAGUAGAAAAAUGGAGGCAAAAAGAGUAUACGGAAAAAUGGUUGAGUGAAUUCGAGACAAAAUACGCGUUUCCCAUCAAUUUCCCUACGGGAUUUAGAAUUAAAGCUGGGUUUAAAGGUAAAUUAAAAGACUGGCAGAGACUUCCGUACAGUAAACCUUAUGAAAAAGAAGACGGUUUCCGGUCGUCGUCUCGUGGCGGGAUUGAACGGUUCGAAAAACGAGCGGUUGGGAUUCUUCAUGAGCUUUUAAGCUUAACAGUUGAAAAGAUGGUUGAAAUUGAAAGAUUAGUGCAUUUUAAGAAAGAUUUCGGUCUUCCGGUUAAUUUUCGUGAGCUCAUUUUAAAGCAUCCUGGAAUCUUUUACAUAUCUACAAAAGGUUGUACACAAAUGGUGUUUCUUAGAGAAGCGUAUUGUAAAGAUUUUCUUGUUUCUCCGGAUCCCGUUUAUGUUGUUAGGAGAAAAAUGUUGGAUCUUAUAUUGUUGGGAUCCAGGAAUACUAGAGAAUUGAGAAGUCAAAGGGAAGUCAAAGAGAGUGUUGGUGGUGACAAUCAUAAUCAUAAUCGAGGUGGGGUCAUAGAGGAUGAUUUUGUAAUCCCCAUUUUAGAAAAUUUCGAUUAUAAUGAUAACACGAACAGUGAGAAUGGAGAGGAUGACGAUGAUCAUGAUGAUAAUGAUGGUUGCAAAACAUGAUCUUGUUGUUAUAUCUUGCGUUCACAAAUCUUGACGAUGUUGGCUGCAAAGCAUGAUAUCGACUAAAAGAACGAGCUAGUCUUUUUUUAACUGGUAGCAUGUUUUAAAUUGUGUGUUUUUUUUUUUUUUUUUUUUUUUUUUUUUUUUUUUUUGCUGUUUUUUUUUUCUUGUAGCUUUGUAAUAACUCAUUUAAUUUAAUUUCCAUUCAUGGGUUUUUUGUUA